AGCAGACGACAUUGAGAUGCACUUUCUGAUGGUACUCGUCCUAAUUGCUCUCUUGGCCAUGGCCUUUGUGAGUGCGGUCCCAGUUCCGCUUCCAAAUGGAGAUGUUAUCGUUAUUGUCAACCAGAAAGUACCACAUAACUGUACUACAAUUAAGUAUUGAAAUGUGUCUAUUUCAGUUUUAAAAUACAAAAGGAUAUUUAGAAAUUA
This is a messenger RNA of Drosophila teissieri, 207 nucleotides long. RefSeq lists its product as uncharacterized. Lineage: Eukaryota; Metazoa; Arthropoda; Insecta; Diptera; Drosophilidae. The transcript has a single exon. The coding region runs from base 17 to 160 and encodes 47 amino acids. The record is from RefSeq and is a predicted model, not a curated record.